AAUUAAGUUUUAAAAAAUUCUGUAAAUAGAAUAUUGGUACAGAUGGAAAGUUUUUGUUGUUGUUGUUACUUCUUAAAAUAACUAAAAAUAAAACUAAUAAUAAAUAGGUUUAUAAUUCCAAAUGAUAUUGCCAAAGAAUGGAGGAAAGAUGGGUAUAUGGGGAAUUACAAGUGUACUAAAUUCCUCAUCUUAUAGAAGAAGGAAUCAAAUUAUUAUAUUAUUCAUGAAUUUGAUAAUUAGAGAACCUAUGUAUUCAAAUGUGAUUUUGAAAAACCUAAUUAGAAGAAUUCAUAAUAGAAUGUACACUUGUAAAAAUGGGGAAAAUAAAAACCAAGAAAAAUUGUACUUUGGGAAGAAAACAGAAUAACACAGUGGUUCAAAUCAAGGUCUUUUGAGUCAGGGAAAUCUGGUUUUUGAAAGUGGUUCUAGCAUUUACUAAUGUUGGUCUGGAAAAUUUACUCACCUGCUCAGAGCCUCUCUUUUCCUAAAACUUGAAUAACAUGUACUUCACAGGGUAGUUGUGGGGAUUAUAGGAAAUCUUUGUCUAAAGAAAUUAGUCCAGUGCUUAGCCUAAGCAUAAAUCAAAAAUAAAAAUGAGUUGUUGGCACCCGAGCCAGUGGGGACUGGGUCACCCUGAGCUGGGAUGGUGCUGAGAUGCUGACCAGUUUCCUUGCCCUGCACUCCCAGGAACUGGUCAGAAACUGGAUUUCCACUGUGGGCACAUGGGGUGCGGUGGGCACUGUGGGGCUGCCGUGGUCCAUCGACUGGUGGCUGAUUCUGGACUGGGUGACCUACAUCAAGGGCAAGUUUAAGAAGGAUGAUUAAUUAAACUGACCCCCCCCCCCACAGGCCCCUCUGUUAUCUGAUGGUGCUGCCUCUUUCCAUCUGCCUCUGGAACAGCCCACGCUCUCCGGACGGACCUCGAAGUUUAAAAAAAAAAAAAAACAUGUUGAUUGGUGUUGCUGUGCUUUUUGUCUUCAUUAUCACUUACAGUAAAGGAUUGAGAAUGCUUGAAUCUCCCUGGUGCCCCACCUCAGGGAAGCUCUCCUAGCCCUGUUUCCUGAGCCCACUCCUCAGUUGUGUCUGAUCUUUUAAAAAUUUUUUGAUUUGGCUCCUGUUCUAGAUUUCUGAUCGAUUGCACAAACUUGACGUUUAGAAUGUUCCUUUCUUUGUAAGAUGAACUUGCCUAUGACCAAGUGUGAGUUUGUCUGUUUUCAUGCCUGCGGCUGUUUCUCAUGUUAGUGUUCAAACUCGGGUCCUCUGAACCCUGCCUGAGCAAAACCCCCAGAUAUCCCACUGUUUAUAUGAUUAUCCAGGAUGAGUAGAUGGA
Messenger RNA from Orcinus orca (killer whale), 1330 nucleotides. RefSeq names its product cytochrome b-c1 complex subunit 10-like. Bases 655 to 825 code for a protein of 56 amino acids. The transcript has a single exon. NCBI's taxonomy places the organism in Eukaryota, Metazoa, Chordata, Mammalia, Artiodactyla, Delphinidae. Gene Ontology annotation, cellular component: mitochondrial inner membrane. The record is from RefSeq and is a predicted model, not a curated record. Gene Ontology annotation, biological process: mitochondrial electron transport, ubiquinol to cytochrome c.